AUGUCGACAGGCCUAUCAGAGACAUACGACCACACCGGCAAGCCGGUCAAGCAUGGCCGAGCCAGAGUUAACGGCAUCCGCAUGCAUUAUAUCACCGCAGGCCAAGGUCCACCUCUUCUCCUACUCCACGGCACGCCGAAGAACAGCUUCUACUGGUAUCGUCUGUUCCCACUUUUGACCGAGCACUUCACUCUCGUCGCUCCAGAUUUGCGAGGGUUCGGAUAUACCGACAAGCCUCCCACGACCGAUGGCUACGAUUCCAAGGAGCAGGCGGCCGACGUGGCAGAUCUGAUGACGCAGCUGGGCCAUGAGAAGUUCCAUCUGCAUGGCGAGGAUCGUGGAGCGGAUUAUGCGUAUGCUGUUGCGGGGCUGUACCGGGAGAGAGUUUUGACGCUGUCGUUUUGUGAGAUGCUGUUAUCGGGCAUUGGGCUGGAGGAGUCAGCACUCUGGUCGAAGGAGAAUGUUACAGCGCAGUUUAGGCAGGCCGGGGUUUGGUGUUGGCACCUCCCAUUCUUCUACAUCCCGCAUAUCCCCGAAAUGCUAAUCCAAGGCCACGAGCGCGAGUUCUGGGAAAUGUUCAUCAAGCAAGAAUGCUACAAUCCCACGACCGUCGAGCCCCUCGCCCUCGACCACUGGAUCGAAUGCGUCAAGCAACCAGGCUGUCUCCGCGGCAUUCUCGAGACAUACCGAGCGGGUUUCAAGAACGGCGAUAUCAACCAGGAGCUGGCGAAGGAGAAGCUGACGAUUCCGGUCAUGACGAUUGGGGCUCCUGAGUUUUUUGGUCCGAGAGUCAAGGAGUGUGCGGAGAAAUUUGCUGAGAAGGUUGUGAAGAGUGAGCUUUAUGAGGAGUGUGGGCAUUCGUUGGCGUUGGAGAAGCCGGAGAGGUUGGCGAAGGAUUUGUUGGGAUUUAUGUUGGGGAAGUGA
Messenger RNA from Zasmidium cellare ATCC 36951, 924 nucleotides. RefSeq lists its product as uncharacterized. NCBI's taxonomy places the organism in Eukaryota, Fungi, Ascomycota, Dothideomycetes, Mycosphaerellales, Mycosphaerellaceae. The record is from RefSeq and is a predicted model, not a curated record. Gene Ontology annotation, molecular function: catalytic activity. The coding region runs from base 1 to 924 and encodes 307 amino acids. The transcript has 2 exons.